UGAGCAAGAGAAGGAAAAUUUUGUGGAGGCCUCUAUGCUAUCAUCAGAAGCAGCCAAGACCCUUGUGGAGAAAGAGGCAUUUGUAAAUCAAAGGCGACUGAAAAGGCAAAUAAGUGAAAAUCUACAUUUACAGAAACCAUAUAAAUGCACGAAAUGUGGAAAGACCUUCCAUCAGAAUGCACAUCUAUGUGCACAUAAAAUAAUCCACAGAGGGGAGAAACCAUUUGAAUGCAUGGAAUGUGGAAAGAGCUUCAGUAAUAGUGGAAGUCUACAUUUGCAUCAAAAAAACCACACAGGGGAGAAAUCACAUAAAUGCAUAGAAUGUGGAAAGAGCUUCAGACAGAGUGGAAAUCUAACGUCACAUCAAAAAACGCACACAGGGGAGAAGCCAUAUGAGUGUGUGGAAUGUGGAAAGACCUUCUGUUGGAGUGCAAAUCUACGUUUACAUCAAAGAUCCCACACAGGGGAAAAAACAUAUAAAUGUGUUGAAUGCAGAAAGAGCUUCAUUCACAGUGGAAAUCUUCAUUCACAUCAAAGAAUCCACACAGGUGAGAAACCAUACAAAUGCAUACAAUGUGGAAAGGGCUUCAGUCAAAGUACACAUUUAAAUUUACAUCAAAGAAGCCAUACAGGGGAGAAACCAUAUAAAUGCAUGGAGUGUGGAAAGAGCUUCACUCGGAGUGGAUGUCUACGUUCACAUCAGAGAACCCACACAGGGGAGAAACCAUAUAAAUGCAUGGAGUGUGGAAAGAGCUUCAGUUGGAGUGGACAUCUCAGUUACCAUCAGAGAACCCACACAGGGGAGAAACCAUAUAAAUGCAUAGAGUGUGGAAAGAGCUUCACUCAGAGUGGAUGUCUACGUUUACAUCAGAGAACCCACACAGGGGAGAAACCAUAUAAAUGCAUGGAUUGUGGAAAGAGCUUCACUCAGAGCAGACAUCUACGUUCACAUCAGAGAACCCACACAGGGGAGAAACCAUAUAAAUGCAUGGAAUGUGGAAAGACCUUUUCUCAUAGUCAAACUUUAUAUUCACAUCAAAGACUUCACACACGCUAAUUCAGUACUUAUUAAAAAAAAAUUGCAAGCUUCAGUAUCUGGAAUCUCUAACCAGAUUUUUGAUUUGAACAAACAUGUAAGAGAAAUCAAUGGGAACAAAGACCAAACAUUUGAUGUGUUAAUAUUAGAGAUUAUUAGACAACAAUUAGAGAUUUUAGACCUUAUGUUCUGCCAAUAAUAUAAGGCCCAUCCAAUUCCUCACUUGCCUUCCAGACUAAUUCAUUGCCUAGAAAGUGGUAGAGGCUACAAGAGUGUCAACUAUUUUAGACGUGAUCCUAAUCAACAGUGAAGACUUAGUUAACAGAGUGGAAGUUGGAUCCUUAGGAGGAUGUGAACAUGUUCUCCUGUGUUUGUUAUAUAGCAGAAAGGGGAAGCCAAGAAUAUUCAGGCAUGCAUACUAAAUGUUAAGAAAGCUGAUUUCAGUAAAAUUACGACAAUAAUGGGUGUGAUCCCAUGGUAAGGAAUACUAAAAGAGAAGUAUGUUUGUGAUGGAUGGAAAUUUCAUAGAAGUUUGAAAUUGUGUCUUCAAUAUCAAACAGUUCUAUUGAGGAGGAAAAAUCGGAGGUGUCUAAAGAACUUUCAACUGAGCUAUAACUCAAAAGGGACAAAUCUAAGAAAUGGAAAAGGGAAAAGUACCAAAAAGAAAUCCAAACAAAUAAAUUCAAAUGAUUUCAAGUCUAUAGUUUUUUUGUGGGUUUUUGGGCUAUGUGGCCAUGUUCUAGCGCCAGAUGAACAUCUAGGGAGAAACUUGGAAACCUAAAGCAAAGAACUAGCUCAAGAUUGCUAGAGAGGUUCAAAACAAUAAAAAGGUUUUUGAUUAUGUAUGUAGCAAAAAAGAAAAGAAAAGGUAAGGCCACUACAUGGAGAAGAUGGCAAAAUGUUAAUAGGGGACAGAGAAAAGGCAGAAUGACUCAACACCUUCUUUGCCUCAGUCUUCUCCCAAAAGAAAAACGGUGUUCAACAUGGGGAAAAUGGACCAGAUGAUGCAGUAGGAGAAAUGCAACACUGAAUAGGUAAAGAGGUAGUACAGGAAUACCUGGUUAAUCUAAAGAAACUCUAGUCUGCAAUGUAGUAGCGCCUGAGAGCAUCAAUCGGGACAUAAUAAAUAAUGUUACAGAAUGCCACCUUGGAACAUCCUGAUACUGAGAGUUAAAAUAGCCCUGAUAAGGGAAGAUAGAAUGUGCCCACAUGGAGUUCCAAAUGUAUACAUUUUUGUAUCCAAUGAAUGUAUGAUUAUAUAUGUUUAGAUUUUCAUGUAGCCAAUCCAUAGUAUAGAAGUUUUCUUUGUCUGAGUCCCUAUAAAACCAUAAGUUGCUUUUUGUUCUGGGCUUCAGAUCACUGAAAAGUUAUUUCUCUCUGAAGGCACUGGCUGAAACUAAUAAAUGCUGAUUUCGUGUGAAGAUUCUGGGGUCUCCUGCCUGAUUGUUUGUUGGCGUGAGAGGAGCAGGAUUUCUUAAUAUUUUAAGAAAUCUACAAACCAGGACCAGAUGAACUACAUCUAAGGGCAUUAAAAGAACCCACUGUCAAUAAUCUCUUGGAAUUCCUGGAGAACAGGAGAGGUCUCAGCAGAGUGCAGGAGGGCAAAUGCUGUGUCUGUUUUAAAGGAGGAGGGAGAGAACGCAAACAAUUACUGCCAAUUCAACCUGACAUCAAUACUAGGAAAGAUUCUAGAGCUGAUCAUUAAACAGGCAGUCUCUAAGCCAGUGAUAGUAACCUUUUAGAGACUGAAGUUAUUUCGCUUUCCAAAGAGGCAACUGGAGGCUAGGAAGGGUCGAAAAGAAGGGGGAAAGGGCGUGCACAUCUCCUUUCCCUGUGCCGUUCCUCACCUCCAACU
Sceloporus undulatus (fence lizard) is the source of this 2891-nucleotide messenger RNA. RefSeq names its product zinc finger protein 239-like. Gene Ontology annotation, molecular function: RNA polymerase II cis-regulatory region sequence-specific DNA binding; DNA-binding transcription activator activity, RNA polymerase II-specific. NCBI's taxonomy places the organism in Eukaryota, Metazoa, Chordata, Lepidosauria, Squamata, Phrynosomatidae. The record is from RefSeq and is a predicted model, not a curated record. Bases 35 to 1057 code for a protein of 340 amino acids. Gene Ontology annotation, biological process: regulation of transcription by RNA polymerase II. The transcript has 2 exons. Gene Ontology annotation, cellular component: nucleus.